UAUGCGUUUACGCUAUAUCCAUUAAUAAAUAUAAAUAAAGCAUAACCUAUCGGUUAUCGACCUACCUACGUAAAAGUUAACACUCUAUUUUCAUAUCUCUCGAAGAAUAAGAGUAAACAGUAUACUUAUCAAUAUGCUCAGAGUUUAUGAUGAUUGUCCCACUAACGUUAGAAAGCGGGACGAAAUACUGGUAUCACCGGAAGCAGGUCGAUUCGGCCGAAUGUUGGUAUUUUUUCGACAAUUUUUCAUGGCCUCUUAUAAGAGUCGAAGUGCUCAAAGAUACUUACGGAGCCAUGCUUCGAUCGAUUACGAGAGACGUCGUCACUUGCGGCAUUACACACACAUCAUUCAUCCGUUUAGUCUGUUCAGGCACUGGUGGGACACCUUAAUGAUUUUGACCAUAGCCGCCGGUUUAAUAGCUUUCCCGUAUCAAGCCGCCUUUGAUAUGAGCAGAAGCGAUUCCUUGUCGUGGACUGUCGUCAAGAAUACCCUGAUAUUACUGUGCUGCUGCGACAUUGUCAUUAAUUUCUUGACGGGGUACUAUGACAAAUUGCAAAGCAUUGUGGAAUUAAAGCCAAAAGUAAUAGCUGGUAUGUACAUGAAAAAAGGUUUCAUAUUUGACUUUUUGGGAUCAUUCCCCACCGAUUUGUUCUUCAUUCAUAGCUGGCACCAAUACGUAGUAGCUCGCGAGGUUUUGUCCUUAUCUUACGUCUUUCGCAUAUUUUCGUUCUUAACGUACACCGACAAACUAGCUAGAGAUUACGAAGUAAGAAGAGCCCUUUAUGAUUUUAUUAGUACUAUUUUCUGGCUAAUAAUAGCUCUACACUGGCAAGCGUGUCUUUACUGGAUAGUACCUAUAGCCGUCGUGUCAAUGACAUCGCCGGAACGUCCGCAUAAUGAUUCGUGGAUAAAUUCUGUUGGACUUUGGGACGAUUCAAGUGAUUCCAACAAGUAUGGUCAUUGCAUUCUCCGAGCUGUCGCUACUUUUAUGCACUCUGGAUUUCUGGUACGGACGGAACCCCGCACUGAAGAGGAUCAGUACUUGGUGAUAAUCUUCCACUUUCUGGGCACCCUGAUGUUUUGCUUCCUCAUAGCCCGAGUGAUGCAGUUCUUCAAGGGCAUCAACUCAUCGAAGCUUAAAUAUCAGGCAGCUCUGGCGCACUUGUCGCAGUACAUGAGCCACAAGCAACUACCUCGCAAGACCCAAAACCGCAUCGUUGACUACUACGAGUUCCGUUUCCAGAGGCGCUUCUUCAGAGAGCCCGAGAUCUUGAGCAUCCUGUCGAUGCACAUGCGCCAGGAGAUAAGGAUGCACUCGUGUCGCAAGCUCGUGGAGAACGUGACCUUCUUCAACAAUCUACCCUUGUCUCUGCUCGCUCGUAUCGUGGCCUUGCUUAAGUCCGAAAUCUUUCUUACCAACGAUCUGAUCGUCAAAGCCAAUCAGACCGGUGACUGCAUGUACUUCAUAGCUACCGGCACGGUUGCUGUCUACACUCUCACGGGCAAGGAGGUCUGCCACCUCGAGGACGGCGCGCACUUUGGCGAGAUCGCUUUGGUCAUGCCCGACGCUAAGAGAGUUGCCAGCGUGGUCGCCGUGGAAACCUGCAAAUUGUACAAGCUUGAGAGGGCGGACUUUGCCAGGACGAUUCAUCCGUAUCCCAUGCUCUGGGAGAGGAUAAAGAAAAUUGCCAUCGAGAGGCAUGAAAAAACGACCAUAUUGAAUUCGCAAUGAGGUGUGCUCUAAAUAAUACUACAUUUUUACUGGAAUAAAAUUAUGGAAUGUUAUAUGGUUAGUCGUAUGGUCGCACGCAAAUAAAGCAUUGCGUUAUACGUACACAGUGCAGAUAGCGAUCGAAUGCAAGGGUUCAACGUGUUUCUUUUUUGAGACAAUAAGAGAAGUAGUUAUGAUGAAUGAGCGUACAUACAAUACGAAAGCAAUGAGAGAUGAUGAAUCGACAACUGAGUUAUCAGCACCGGAAAUCCUGAUUUUCACGCCAAGUUUAGCGCGCACAGUAGCGAUCUCCUUUCUGCUUCCAACCAGAAAUAACUUUCGCACGACACUCUAUCUAGAUCCUCAUAAAUAAUCUGUCCGAUACGAUGCAAUGCUGUCUGACCGACUUGAUCCUUGAUAAUGGCCAUGAACGAUUGAGAAAUUGAUUUAUAACAUCAUAAUAGAGGCUUAAUAAAUCACUUUGGAAUAGAA
Molecule: messenger RNA, 2203 nt
Organism: Nasonia vitripennis (jewel wasp)
Lineage: Eukaryota; Metazoa; Arthropoda; Insecta; Hymenoptera; Pteromalidae
Product: potassium/sodium hyperpolarization-activated cyclic nucleotide-gated channel 4-like
Exons: 4
Coding region: 134-1732 (532 amino acids)
Biological process (GO): monoatomic ion transport; transmembrane transport
Cellular component (GO): membrane
Molecular function (GO): monoatomic ion channel activity
Source: RefSeq, a predicted model, not a curated record